Messenger RNA from Penicillium oxalicum, 2823 nucleotides. RefSeq names its product putative pyridine nucleotide-disulfide oxidoreductase AMID-like. The transcript is spliced from 7 exons. The record is from RefSeq and is a predicted model, not a curated record. Lineage: Eukaryota; Fungi; Ascomycota; Eurotiomycetes; Eurotiales; Aspergillaceae. Gene Ontology annotation, molecular function: flavin adenine dinucleotide binding; electron-transferring-flavoprotein dehydrogenase activity. Gene Ontology annotation, cellular component: cytoplasm. Bases 1 to 2823 code for a protein of 940 amino acids.
AUGCUGGCACCUACCCCCCCAUUCCGUGUGAUGAUCAUUGGUGGCUCUUAUGGUGGUCUCUCAGCAGCUCUCAAUCUAUGGGAUCUGACACAAGCUCGGCUUCCUCGCUUCAACUAUGCGUACGAUGGGCCACCUCCAUCUCAAAAAAUUCAAAUCCAAACCACCAUUGUCGACGAGCGCGACGGAUAUUAUCAUCUUAUCGGAUCCCCGAAGUCCCUGCUCUGCGAGAAACUCGCCUCUGAAUCGUGGACUCGCUUUCAGGAUAUUCCUGCAAUUCAGUCACCUCACUUCAAGACUGUUCAGGGCACUGUAAGCAAGGUUGAUUGUGCUGCCAAGGUUGCCCAUAUUCUUAAUACAAAUACGGGCGCAACCACUGCCGAACCGUACGAUUUCCUCAUUGUAGCUUCGGGGGUUCGUCGAUCGUACCCGACAGUUCCUCAAUCAUUGAGGCGGGAUGAUUACCUGGAAGAAGUCAAGAAGCACUCUGGUCGAGUGCGAAAGGCUCCUGGUGUCGUGGUCAUUGGUGGCGGUGCUGUUGGUGUGGAGAUGGCUGCGGAACUGAAAAUGCUCGAGCCUGACCUGGGGGUAACUCUCAUCCACUCACGAGAUCGGCUCUUGUCGUCUGAGCCCCUGCCCAAUGAUUUCGCCCAGCGUGUUCUCGCUACACUUCGAGAAGAUGGCAUUGACGUGAUCUUGGGCCAACGAGUGGUAAACACCGUGGCCAUAGACUCCGAAGGAGAGACUCGUGUAUGGCGUUUGACACUGAGCGAUGGACGAGAGAUGACGACAGGACAUGUUCUUAGCGCAGUAUCACGAUGCAUCCCGACAUCAACGUAUUUACCGGAAGAAACUCUGGACGAACAAGGAUACGUCAAAGUUCAGCCCACUUUGCAAUUUGCCGGCGACAUACCUCACGCUGACUGUCACUAUGCGAUUGGCGAUAUCACCGCCUGGCCGGGUAUCAAACGGUGCGGAGGCGCCAUGCAUAUGGGCCAUUACUGUGCCUUGAAUAUUCAUCAAAAAAUGCUGUCCCUCUGCCGUGGUGGAAGUCCCAAUUUCAAGACUCUUGCAGCAUCACCUGCAGUCAUCGGGCUAGCUCUUGGGAAGAAAGCCGUCACUUAUACGCCUGAUGAGGGAACUCGUUAUGGAGAGGAGCUGUCGAAGACUUUAUUUGGCGAGGAUAUGGCCAACCAGAAGACUCUCGCUUUCCAACGUGCACUGUUAUCACUUUCACUUCGUACCUCUCGGCGAUUCUUGAUCAUGAACGAUAGCUACAACAGUCAUGGAUCGUCUACUGUGCGAGAUUUUGACCAAGAUCUGCUCCUAUACCUGUCAUCGUUCAGCCAGGUCAGCAGCGCGUGCUAUGCCGCAGCGGUGCCCGUUCUGUACCGGACGAUCACGCUCAGGUUCUGGGAUAUGGAGAGUCUUCAGGCGGCCGUCGCAGGGGUGACGGAGGGCCAAAGAGGUCAGCUCUUCCUUAAAUGGGGCAGAAGGCUCUGCAUCGUUGGCCAGGCUAAGGAAGAAGGAUUUGGGAGCGAGGCUGGGAUGGACUUCCGACUAGAGUCACGGGCGACCAGUGUGAUCCUGGAGAACAAGCCCGCCAUGCGAGACGGCUUCUUGGAUUAUUGGCUGGCCAUCAGUGAUCCUAUUCCACGUAGGCAAUUCCUAAUCGGCAAUGGCAGAAGUCAUGACCACUGGGACUGGGUGCCGAUCGAAUCUCUCAUUCGACGUUCAGAUCAUCUGCAACAAGCUGACUUUCUGACACGCGGUGAGGUCUCGGUGGGGCUGGAAUCCGUCAUUUCUCGCCAUCAUCCAGAGUGCAAGGUGAACAUCCUCCACCCGCAGAUUGUGGAAUACAGCAUGCUUGAUGCGGAAACUAGAAGUCAACUUGGUCCACCAAACCCGUCAGCUGAGUUCCUGUUUGACAUCAACUUCCUUCUCCGACCUCGCCUUCACGCCCUUGCCGUAGCUCUGGUUCUGAGAGACCGGACACAGAAGCCGAGCCUCGUUGAGAUGUACCCCUUCCUGGUCCACACUCCAGGCCUGAAACAUCUUGAGGUGGCUCCUUUCAUCCGACCAGGCCCAUUUCCGUCACUUGACCGACUCAAGGAACAAUGGCAAGCCUUGCACGAUACCCACUCACCCAAUUACACUGCGCACUCGACCGCCGGCAACCUUUCCAACCUGCGCACGCUCGUUCUUGCCAUGCCGGUGAGAAACUGGGCAAGCUUGCUCAAGGUCGCCGAGCUUUUUCCACGCCUUGAGCGACUCUUCUUUGAGCCAAGCUCUAUGGUCAUACGCUGGCAGAGCAUCCAGACCGAGAUUGAGGAUUUGGUGGCUGUCGUCAGAGCAUUUCCGCCUCUGAAGUACCUCAGUGUCUACGACCUUGAGAGUAAUGAGAAUUUACGCCGGAUAGUCGAUCAACAUGGCACGUCGUUGGAGGGACUGAUCAUCAAUCCUCUGAACUUUUUGCAAUACCCAAAGCUCAAUGAGUUUGAUUUGAACCACCUCGCAACCGACUGCCCCAAUCUGAUGGAGCUGCGGAUUCAAAUCAAGCGAUCAACGGGUGGUCAAGCAGAGUGUGAGAUGUACAAGGCCCUCGGAAAAUUCUCCAAGCUUCAAAAACUUGUGCUGGGUCUUCACUUUGAUUCUCGGCCGCAGCCAGUCGACUUCCCGUUGGCCACUGACGAUCUGAACAUUCUCAGAGAGCUCAUUAUUAACGCGGCGACCGACGAGAAACUCACCUCUGCGAUUUGGCGGUUGAUCAAGUCCAAUGGAGCCCCUAUUCUACAAUGUCUUCGUGUCGUGCCAUUCGGGAAUUGA